This is a messenger RNA of Carassius gibelio (silver crucian carp), 3221 nucleotides long. Its product is annotated as coenzyme Q-binding protein COQ10 homolog A, mitochondrial. Gene Ontology annotation, cellular component: mitochondrion. Bases 495 to 1232 code for a protein of 245 amino acids. Lineage: Eukaryota; Metazoa; Chordata; Actinopteri; Cypriniformes; Cyprinidae. Gene Ontology annotation, molecular function: ubiquinone binding. The transcript is spliced from 5 exons. The record is from RefSeq and is a predicted model, not a curated record. Gene Ontology annotation, biological process: cellular respiration; ubiquinone biosynthetic process.
AUUAAUUUAUGCUCAUUGUUGUCAUUGGUUUUUUAUUCACCCAUAUCAUUUACUACCACGAUUCAAAUAAAACGCGCCCGUUUAGAGAUGAAAUCAUAAUAUUUGUGCUCCUCAUGUGACACCGUGUCCUCCUCCGGUCCUGUUGGCGGCAGCUGCACCUGUCUCCGCGCGGUGCCACAUCAGAACAGUGUCCCUCACAGUCACCGGCGGCUUAUGAAGGCUUCACCGGUUUAACCUCAAUCGGGGUUAGAUCAUAGACAGUAAAAGAAAGGUUUAGACGAAUCGCAGGGGAAAGGGCUAUUGUUUCAGUUAACGUUAGAUUAUUAUGUAGAAGUCGAAAUAUGCUACUCGCACAGCGGGGGUUUGAUUAGUGAAAAACAGCCGACAUAUUUAUUCACAGAGAUGACAGCGCGCGCUGGUUUAUUACUGUGCUAAUCGUGUGAUUGGAGAUUCCUCGUUUUCAUUUUACUCGCAUUGAAUAGGCUGUGUUUUUGAUGGCCGUGUCAGGAGGCGCCCGAAGGAUCCCGAUGGGUGUGCGGACAUUCAGUGAGUUUCUGGAAAUAGCGACGGUCGGUCCGUGUCGCCCCAGCAGAGAGAGAAUACAGCACUGGCCCGUCAGACACCUGUCCUCCUGUGGGAUCUUGAUGACCCGUCAUCCUCCUGCUUUCUGUCUCUCUGAAGUGGGUCUGACUCCCACUCAUCAUCACAGGAGAUCUUUCAUCAGCCUCACCAAUAAGAGAAAAGAGUAUUCAGAGAGGAGAAUACUAGGGUACUCGAUGCAAGAGAUGUAUGAUGUGGUAGCCAAUGUGGAUGACUACAAACACUUUGUACCAUGGUGUAAAAAGUCGCAAACCAUCAUGAAAAGGGCCGGUCAUGCCAAAGCUCAGCUGGAAGUGGGCUUUCCUCCUGUUGUGGAGCGGUACACUUCAAUGAUAAGCCACGUCCGUCCACAUCUGGUCAAAGCAGUGUGUUCGGAUGGUAAACUCUUCAAUCAUUUAGAGACAAUAUGGCGCUUUAGUCCCGGUAUUCCUGGCUAUCCUCGCACAUGCACUGUAGACUUCUCCAUCUCGUUCGAGUUCCGCUCAUUGCUACAUUCGCAGUUAUCGACGGUGUUUUUCGACCAGGUGGUGAAGCAGAUGGUGGCCGCGUUUGAGCGGCGAGCGGCUAAACUGUUUGGACCCGAGACGAGAAUACCCCGCGAGCUCAUGUUUCACAAGGUCCAUCAAACGUGAGGUGCUCCUUCUCACUGGACUCCUCUGUAUCUGGAACUCACAGAACUCUUUAGACCGUUAUCACAUGACAAACCAGAUCACUAGAAUACAUCGUGAUGGUACGAGAGAUACCAUUUACUUUUAGAAAAAGAUUUCAGUUCAUCUGAGGUACAUGUCCAUUUUUGUUUAGAUUAAUUUAUUAUUGCAGCCCUGACCGGGAAGGUUCAGACGUUUCUCUAGGGUUUGGUCUGGUUUACUCAUUCUGUCUUGCUGCCAGAUAAUCAGGGCCAAAUCUGACUGAUUACUGGAACUGGAAGAAUAUUUUAGGCCAAAUCUGUCGCACACCGUUGAUUACCACACAAAAUUUGUUCUGAUUUAUACCUCAGAUUUUAUUAACCUACAAUAAAACGAUUACGUUCCUCUUGCAAAUGCACAUCUGAUGCAGAAAAUUUCUAUUGUUUUGUUUUGUGUGGUAAUCAACGGCAUGCAAAAGGCACAGAUAAACCCAGAAUAUUCUUUCUCAAAUGAUUUUUUUUUUAAUGUAGUGAAAAUUCAGACCUACUCGACUUCCACACUGCACUGAAUUUAUAACAUUCAUCUCCAGAAGUCACACUCAAGAGGUUUGUGACUCCAAUCACAACUGUAAAUAUAAUGGAAAUGAAUCAUGUUAUUACAGUGACAACAAGUAUUUCUCUCACCUAAAUAUUUAUCCUUACAGACAACACAAAAACAUUUGUUUAUAGAAGUAGUGAAUUGUAAUGGAAAGAUAAGAGUUAUAUUUAGCAUGCUUUUGCAUUCUUUGGAUGCAUUCACGCAAACUCAGGGCUUUGGAGAAAUUCAAAGGAAAGAAAAUGUAAGAAGAAUUCAGCCUGUUCCUAAUAGUGAUCCCAGUUCGUGCCUGUUCAUGUAGACCGUGCCAUUUCUUUUUGUUGCUACAUUAAUGUUUUAAACACUACUGUAUUUGUGUUUUGUGAUUUCUUGGAAAGCGAAGCAUAGGAUACAAGCAUAACGGUUUCGUUUUUUCAACAUUUUAUGAGAUUUUAUUUUUUAAACCGUUUCAAUGCCUUAUCUAAGUGUUCAUGGCAUUUAUAAAUGACUUCAAAUCAUGUGAUUGUCAAGAUGUGGAUUGGUAAUUUACUUGUGCUGUAUCAAACACCUGUCUAACAAGAGUCUUCCGGAGAAAUAACGUCACCAAUCGGUAGAUUUCCAGGGUUUGUCAUAAAAAGACCUUGUUAGAUGUUUGGUUGAAGAACUGUGAAUAAGACCAAAGAGAUGAGCAGUGCUUCAUUUUUGGAACAAAUUCUCUCUGAAAUGAAUUUAUCUGUUCAGUAAACUUUAAUUCUGAGUUAACGGGCCUAUCAUCAGUGUAUAAUAAUCUUGCACAAGCAUUUCUUUUAACUUGAGAAUCUGUUCAUUUAUUUCCAAUCAAAUAUGUUGUGCAUUUUCUGCUUGAGAUUCAUUAGGAGGCCGAUUUCCUGCUUUGAACUGCGACGUAUUUGAUCUUGAAGUACACAUGGUUUCUUACCUCAGAAUGGUAGCUCUAUGAUUGCUGAUCAGAUGGAUUACACUAGAAUCCUGUGUUGAGGGGAUGCACAGGGACUUGUGAAAACUUAUCCGUGAACAAAGAAUACAAAAAGUGAAUGAAGAAGCGGAGGCUGAGGAAAUCUGAGGAAGGUGGUGGUAUCUGGGUCAUGUAUUUAUAACAGCAUGAGAGACUAUGAUGGAGCUUCUUAAUCACACUGCACUGAACAGAAGAUUGUUUCCAUGCAGAUCUUAAAACAAAAUUCACCAUUAAAACUAAUUAUUUAAAGAUGAAUGACCAGGCAUAGAUCUUAUUUAGACCAUUUAUACUGCAUAUAGUUUGAACAAUAACCAUAUUUGUGAACACAUAAUUUACAGAGUAAAGGAGUAGUUCCCCUAAAUAAUUUAAAUUCUGACUUAAUUUACUCACCAUGUCUUUCCAAACCUGUAUGUAUUACUUCUGUGGAAUAUAAAAUAUAUUUUGAGAAA